CUGCAGUCAUGGCUGCUGAUGGGGUGGACGAACGCUCGCCUCUGCUCUCCGCAUCCCAUUCUGGAAAUGUCACUCCCACGGCCCCACCAUACUUACAAGAAAGCAGCCCCAGAGCGGAACUCCCACCUCCGUAUACAGCCAUUGCCAGUCCAGAUGCCAGUGGUAUUCCAGUAAUAAACUGCCGUGUGUGCCAAUCUCUCAUCAAUUUGGAUGGCAAGCUUCACCAGCAUGUGGUUAAGUGCACGGUUUGCAAUGAAGCUACGCCAAUCAAAAACCCCCCAACAGGGAAGAAGUAUGUUAGAUGCCCUUGUAAUUGUCUCCUCAUUUGUAAGGACACAUCACGGCGAAUAGGAUGUCCAAGACCCAACUGUAGACGCAUAAUUAACCUUGGCCCAGUAAUGCUUAUUUCUGAAGAACAGCCAGCUCAACCUGCAUUGCCAGUCCAACCAGAAGGUACAAGAGUUGUGUGUGGGCACUGUGGAAAUACGUUCUUGUGGAUGGAACUGAGGUUCAACACUCUGGCAAAAUGCCCACACUGCAAAAAAAUUUCCUCUGUGGGUAGUGCACUUCCUCGAAGACGCUGCUGUGCAUAUAUUACCAUUGGAAUGAUAUGUAUUUUCAUUGGAGUUGGAUUAACUGUUGGCACCCAAGGUUUUGCAAGGCGAUUUCAUGCAACCUAUGUUUCUUGGGCAGUUGCUUAUUUCUUAGGUUUGAUCUGCCUUAUCCGAGCUUGUUAUUGGGGAGCUAUAAGAGUGAGUUAUCCAGAACACAGUUUUGCAUAAGCUUGUUUAUGAUUUGGUAAUGCAGGUGAGAGUAUCUAGCAGUUCUGGAUAAACUA
Messenger RNA from Lagenorhynchus albirostris (white-beaked dolphin), 838 nucleotides. It is a transcript of the gene PIP4P2, whose product is annotated as phosphatidylinositol-4,5-bisphosphate 4-phosphatase 2. The record is from RefSeq and is a predicted model, not a curated record. Bases 9 to 782 code for a protein of 257 amino acids. Gene Ontology annotation, biological process: phosphatidylinositol dephosphorylation. Gene Ontology annotation, cellular component: plasma membrane; late endosome membrane; phagocytic vesicle membrane. Lineage: Eukaryota; Metazoa; Chordata; Mammalia; Artiodactyla; Delphinidae. The transcript has 7 exons. Gene Ontology annotation, molecular function: phosphatidylinositol-4,5-bisphosphate 4-phosphatase activity.